Molecule: messenger RNA, 564 nt
Organism: Parnassius apollo (apollo)
Lineage: Eukaryota; Metazoa; Arthropoda; Insecta; Lepidoptera; Papilionidae
Source: the annotation of a GenBank genome assembly
AUGCCCCAAAAUAAACCGUUCCAACGACUUCCGAAAAAUGUCAUACCUAAACAUUACAAAUUACAAUUGGUUCCAAAUCUCGAGAAAUUUACUUUUAACGGAAAAACAGAGGUGAAAGUAUCGAUUGUGAAUUCUACCAAAGAAAUAGUACUCAAUUCUUUAGAUUUGGAUUUGACCAGCGUGACAUUACAAUAUGACGAUUCAGGAUGUGAUUCGGCGCUCACUCCUUUGGGAGUGCGGUUAUCUGCACCGGAUGAGACAGCAAUUAUACUUUUCGAAAAACCUCUACGCGAGGGCGAUGCAACGCUUUAUUGUGAAUUUACUGGUGAGAUCAACGAUAAAAUGAAGGGUCUGUACCGAAGCAAAUACUUAACGCCAGGUGGCGAAGAACGCUAUGCUGCCGUUACUCAGUUUGAGGCUACAGAUGCACGCCGAUGUUUUCCGUGCUGGGAUGAACCUGCCAUUAAAGCAACUUUUGAUAUAUCGUUAGAAGUGCCAGCUGAUCGAGUUGCUCUUUCAAACAUGCCUGUGAAAGAGGAAAAGGCAAUUGGGGAAAAAAAUUAA